Molecule: messenger RNA, 1289 nt
Organism: Leptonychotes weddellii (Weddell seal)
Lineage: Eukaryota; Metazoa; Chordata; Mammalia; Carnivora; Phocidae
Source: RefSeq, a predicted model, not a curated record
AAAAAAAAAAGAUGCCACUUGCCCAAAGCUGGGGGAUUCAUUCAUUCUGCAAAUGCCCCGGCAGCCCUCUGGACCCACACCCUGAGCUGGGCAAUGUUUAUGAUCAUAAGAUGCCAAGCAUCUGGCCGGGUUUCCUGGACCUGAGAUCCAGGUAGGUCUUCAAUCAGUUGAUUAUGAGACACACCUGGGACUGGUGACCUCAUCCCCUUUGCAUAGGCUCUGGAUUCAAAGCCAUGCAUGAGGCUCUGAGAGCUGUGCCACAUCCUGGGUCUCCCUCUUGCAGUUCUGUCCCUACCACACCCACUCUGUCUCCCCAUUGCCCUUGGCAGCAGGGAUUUUUGUCUCUCUCGCUUACUGCUGUGUCCCCAGUGCCUAAUGCCCAGGAGGGCUCGGUAAAUGCCCCAUGAGUAGUUGAACAGGUGGGUGCUGCAAAAGCAGCAGAUUGUUCUAGGUACCGGUUGCUUUGGGAGCCGAAGCUCUAAAAACCUCCUCUUCCAUGAAGCCCUCCCUGAUUGCCCCUUCCUACCUUCCUUACCUCUGGCCCUGGGUAUGUCUGUGUCCAGGGACUAGCCAGGGAGGGUCCAGGCCACUGAAGAUAUGACCGGGGUAUCUGUAGCGUUCACUGAAUAACUGCCCACACCAGGGAGAGCUUGUCAACUAUAAGAUAGUGAGAUGAGGCCUUCUCCUGAGGAGGGAACCACUUGGAGGGGUGUAGUCAGAGCUGGGAACCCCUUCCCGGGCCCUGGGUCUCGGCCCCUUCCUGGUCCCAGGAGCUCAGGACUGACGCUGUCCUUCUUGCCCACAGGGUCAGCUGGCAGCCGACCGGGGGGCUCAGCAGCCCCUCCUGGCUCCCCUGUCUACCUCGACCUGGCCUACCUGCCCAGCGGGAGCAGCGCCCGGCUGGUGGACGAGGAGUUCUUCCGGCGGGUGCGUGCGCUCUGCUAUGUCAUCAGUGGCCAGGACCAGCGCAAGGAGGAGGGCAUGCGGGCCGUCCUGGAUGCACUGCUGGCUGGCAAGCAGCAGUGGGACCGUGACCUCCAGGUGACCCUGAUCCCCACCUUCGAUUCCGUGGCGAUGCACGAGUGGUACGAGGAGACGCACGCGCGGCACCAGGCGCUGGGCAUCACCGUGCUGGGCAGCAACAGCACCGUGUCCAUGCAGGACGAGGCCUUCCCCGCCUGCAAGGUGGAGUUCUAGCUCCGGGCCAGCCCCCCGCCCCCGCCCCCCCCAAGCCCGGAGUCUGCCGCUGCCUGAGACUCCCCUGCACCAGAAAUAAACCAGGCACCCCA